This is a messenger RNA of Racocetra fulgida, 206 nucleotides long. The record is from the annotation of a GenBank genome assembly. Lineage: Eukaryota; Fungi; Glomeromycota; Glomeromycetes; Diversisporales; Gigasporaceae.
AUGAGUUAUGAGGAGGAUCAAAUAAGUGAUGAUGAAACUUCGUCAGAUACUACAACCUUAUUAAUUAAUGAAAUCGUUGACUUGGAAAUUGAAAAAAAUUCCGAAUCCCUCGUAGCAGAAACGGCCCAAGCUGUUUUACCUGAAGAUUUGGAUUAUGAUCCUUUCAAUGUAUUAAAUAGUUUUUUAGAACGUGAAAAGCAAAAUAG